Molecule: messenger RNA, 351 nt
Organism: Arabidopsis thaliana (thale cress)
Lineage: Eukaryota; Viridiplantae; Streptophyta; Magnoliopsida; Brassicales; Brassicaceae
Exons: 1
Coding region: 1-195 (64 amino acids)
Source: RefSeq, marked reviewed
AUGAAAAUUAAAAAAAAAAACAGAAGAAAAGUCGAUCUACAUCGACGAGAGAACCCAAGAGCCAGCCAAUGCCGGUUAUGUGAACAAGACGCUGCCGGACUAGAGCCAACCAACACCACUACUGGAGCCGGUGAUGUCGGACAAAAUAUCCGAAAAGUCGGGACGGCUAACUACCGAAAAAUAUUCGGUCGAUGAAACUUAAUGUUUAUGUAAUGAUUAAUAUGUUUCACAAUAAAUAUUAUCAUUUUUGAAUAAAUUUUUGUUUUGAAAUAUUUAUCGUUUUAGGAUUCCAAUAUCGCUUUGAUUAGAAAUAUAUAGUUUGUUCCUUCUUAUAAUCAAUAAACAAGUAAU